This is a messenger RNA of Rhodotorula graminis WP1, 1740 nucleotides long. RefSeq lists its product as uncharacterized. The coding region runs from base 136 to 1482 and encodes 448 amino acids. The transcript is spliced from 14 exons. NCBI's taxonomy places the organism in Eukaryota, Fungi, Basidiomycota, Microbotryomycetes, Sporidiobolales, Sporidiobolaceae. The record is from RefSeq and is a predicted model, not a curated record.
CUUGCUAUCCUCAAGACCGACUGCGCCUACUUCCGUCUCGCCAGGUCCGCCCUCUCGUCUCCUCGUCGCUCUUUACACCGCAUCCGACUCGUCGAUCGCACCCACCCACACUCGUUUAACCCUCUCGCCCUCGCCAUGAAGUCGUUGGUCGCCCUCUCGGCUGCCGCCCUAUUUGCCUCGUCCGUCGCCGCCCACGGCCCGACCGGCGAGCGCCAGUCGCUCCACCGUCGCGGUGUCGAGCGUCUUCACCGUCGUGCCAAGCCCGUCGCCGUCGAGACUCGCUCGACCGAGUCUUCGGAUGCUACCGAGACGACCGCCAUCUGGUGGGCCGAGGACGGCUGGGUCGGCGCGUGCGGCUCGACCAUCGACAACACCAAGCUCCAGGUCGGCCUCCCGCUGUCGCUGUACGCCAACGCCGACGCCAAGUCGUCGCUCUGCGGCACCAAGGCGUACGCGACCAACCCGGCGACGGGCGCGAGCGUGACCGUCACCGUCGUCGACGGCUCUGACCGCACCGCCUUCUCGACCUUCUCCAAGUCGGCGUUCCUCGCCCUCGGCGGCGACGCCGACGUCGGCAUGCUCCCGAUCCAGAUCACCCUCUCGAAGGAGGCCAACGCCGGCGUCGUCGCUGCGGCCGGUGUCGUCGCCAACGGCGACUCCUCGUCGUCCAAGGCGUCGUCGUCGAAGGAGAAGGCGUCGUCGUCGGCCAAGCAGGUCGAGAGCAAGGACGUCGAGGUCCCGGUCGCCACCACGGCCGCCCCUGCCAAGACGACUGCCGCCCCGGCUGCGUCGACCACCCCGGCGCCGACCACCUCGUACGACUCGCAGUCGGCUGCUGCCGCCAGCAAGGCCGCCGCUUCGGCUGCCGCCGCCGACGCGGCUUCCUCGUCGAAGGCUGCUGCCAAGGCCUACGAGUCGGACCAGGCCGCCAUCCUCGCCGCCUCGCAGGCCUCGGCCGCUCAGUCGUCCCAGGCUGCCGCUGCCGCUGCGUCGUCCAAGGCUGCGGCCGAUGCCGCCGCCUCGCAGGAGGCUGCUGCCUCGUCCAAGGCCGCCGAGGACGCCGCCGCUGCUGCUGCCGCCUCGUCGUCCAAGGCUGCUGCUGCUGCCUCGGCCUCGGCUGCUGCCGCCGCCGCCGAUAACAAGGACAACUCGUCCUCGGGCGGCUCGUCGGGCGGCCACGUCUACUCGGGAGGCUACGCCACGUUCUACACGCAGAACGGCAUUGCGGGCAACUGUGGAGCCGUCAACCCCGACUCGGCCUACAUCGUCGCGCUCCCGACCGCUACCUACGCCGGCGGCUCGCACUGCGGCCAGAAGGUCCGCCUCACGCGCGUCGAGACUGGCAAGACGAUCACUGCUACCGUCGCCGACUCGUGCCCGACCUGCGUCAACAACUCGUGCCUCGACCUCUCGGUGUCCGCCUUUACUGCUAUCGCCACCGAGGAGGAGGGCAUGGUCUCGAUCACCUGGGAGUUCAUCUAAACGCCUCACCGACCUCUACCUCGCUCGACACUAUCCCGUCGAACGCCCCUCAUACCCUGUCCAUGUUCUCUCGGCCUCGUUCCUCCUCACGACCACUUUCACGCUCCUCUCCCUCCUUCUCCCUUCCCUCCCUUUCUCUCCUCCGAGCCGGCUCGACCAUCUUUCGUGUACGUUCGACGUCGCGAUCUUGGAGGUAGCACCGCGUUCCGUCUCGAGCGCGAACGAGUUGCAAACGAGACGGCCCGUUUCUUCCUCCUC